UGGUAAGUCUUUUGUUAAUCUUUACUAUUUUCGACACUCUCAUUUUCAGCAGUGGUACUUGAUGGCAAAGAAGAAGACCUGGUUCAGUCUAAUAAAGAGGUUUUUCAUUUCAGAGCCACAAUCAAGAAGGGACAAGGAUAAGCGAAGGAGAUGGGCCUGCCGAUUGCUUAAGAUGAAAGAACUAGGGCCAUCCUCUCCGAGAGAAAGGCUGCCAUGGCAACUCACAGAACAGAGUACUACUUUUGUUCCAGUAACCGUUGCAACAGACACUUCUGAGCUUCGGCAGAUCCCCAGCAAUGGGGAAAUAGCCCAUCCAGAAUCUUCACAAAGCCACAGUCAUGCCAGUGUUUUGAAAAUUCCUCAUCAACACAACAUCACAUCAAAAGCUUCAGCUGCAAUCAAAGUUCAAGCUGCAUUUCGCGGUUAUCUAGCAAGGAAAGCACUACGAGCACUGAAAGGAGUUGUCAAGCUUCAAGCUCUAAUCCGAGGUUCGGCUGUUCGAAAGCAAGCUAUCAACACCUUCAAGUGUUUGCAGUCCAUAGUAAACAUCCAAUCAGAAGUUUUCUCAAAGAGGAGCGAAAGAGUUAAGGAGUUGCAGUGUCAAGAUCACAAAUCACAGGAUUUCAGCGAAACAGACAUAAAGGUAGAUUUCAACAGCCAAAAGAGGUGGGAUGAGAGUGCAUUGACCAAGAGAGAGCUAAAACCUCUGCUUCUUACUAAAAGAGAGGCUUCUAUCAAGAGAGACCAGGUCAGAGAAUAUUACUUGAACCACCGGAGAUCAGCAGAAACAGAACGUGACAAGGUAUAUGGGAGACGGAGAUAUUGGUUGGAACAAUGGGUAGAUUCCCAACUAGCUAAAAGUGAGAGUCCACGCAAUUUGGAUAGAACUUUGUCAACCAAUUCAAGAACCAUUGCUGAAAUCGGGGGCAAACUAAACUUUCAAAAGAAACAUCAAGCAGACAUGUCUGACCCUCCUGCAUAUGUCCCAAGAAAAUCUUAUCAUCAUAGGAAGCAGCGCUCCACAGGAGAUGAAACUCUAUUUGUAGGUUCUCCUAUUGUUCCUGCAUACAUGGCCUCGACAGAGUCUGCCAAAGCAAAAGCUAGAUCAACAAGCUCGCCAAGAUUACGACCAAUUAGUUUUGAUGUAUAUUCUGAGAGUACAUCUCCUUAUAAACAUAAGCUGUCUCCAGUAUCAUCUAUUAAUAGUGAAUUGACGAGCAGUAGUUGGAUUGGGAAUCAUAUGGCAUCCUCACAUCGAUCUCCACGCUUUAGAGGGUCACCUGGUCCAAUCAAAUCAACGACGAGCACGAAGGACAUUAAACUUUGGGGGCUUCACCACCAAACAGGUACUAAUGUUGCUCCCACAGCUUGUGCAGGUCCAAUGGGAAAUAAAAUGUAGCAAGCAUCUGGUUCGGAUUUUUUUAACUUAAGUUUAUGUAAAAUAUUGUAAUUUAUACUAUCUUGUAACCAGCAUAUGAAGGAGCAUGUCAGUGAUAAGUCCAUUCUAUUACAAGAAUUAGAAAGUAACUUAUAAA
Messenger RNA from Salvia splendens (bonfire salvia), 1535 nucleotides. RefSeq names its product protein IQ-DOMAIN 12. The transcript is spliced from 5 exons. The record is from RefSeq and is a predicted model, not a curated record. The coding region runs from base 62 to 1399 and encodes 445 amino acids. NCBI's taxonomy places the organism in Eukaryota, Viridiplantae, Streptophyta, Magnoliopsida, Lamiales, Lamiaceae. Gene Ontology annotation, molecular function: protein binding.